AGGCAGGUGACAGAGGUGACGUUUAGCUAUUUUACACGUGUUUUAAGAAUUCCAGCCGUAAAUUCGAGGCUUCCAGGUCAAAAAUAACGCCGGUGGGUCAUCCUGAGGAACAUAAAAGAGUGACAGCCACGGGGAACAGCAGACAGGAGAAAAGUAAAAAAUAAAACAACAAAAGGAGGCAAAAUGUGGAAGGCUCAGGCAGGGUACCAGGUCUCCGUGGACAAUGGGAACGAUGACGAUGACUGGGAGACGGACGCCGACUACGUCAACAAUAUGACGGAGGAGCAGCAGCGCUUCGGCACGGAGAGGAACACGGACGCCAUCGACAUGAAGAAGUACCGUGAGGAGGUGAUCAACUGCGAUGCAGAGACCAAGCGGAAAGAACUCGAGACUGGCCCCAAAGCAUCCUACGGCUACGGGGGGAAGUUUGGGGUACAGAAGGACAGAAUGGAUAAGAGUGCUGAGACACAUGAGUACGUAGGGAAGGUGGACAAGCACGCCUCACAGAAGGACUAUGCCUCAGGGUUUGGUGGCAAGUUUGGGGUGCAGAGUGACCGUCAGGACCGCUCGGCCGUCGGUUGGGACCACUUGGAGAAGGUGGACAAGCACGAGAGCCAGAAAGAUUAUUCAAAGGGCUUUGGAGGCAAAUAUGGCAUUCAGAGAGACCGCCAGGAUUCCUCUGCCUUGGGCUGGGACCAUGUUGAGAACGUUGAGAAACAUGGCUCCCAGAGGGACUACAGCCAGGGCUUUGGUGGCAAGUUUGGGGUGCAGAAGGACCGCCAGGACAAGGCUGCGGCGGGCUGGGACCACAUCGAGAAGGUGGAGAAACACGAGAGCCAGAAAGACUACUCCAAGGGCUUUGGCGGCAAGUAUGGCGUGCAGGCCGACCGCCAAGACAAGUCCGCUGCCGGCUGGGACCACAUUGAGAAGCUGGAGAAACACGAGAGCCAGAAAGACUACUCCAGAGGGUUUGGCGGCAAGUUUGGGGUGCAGCGCGACCGCCAGGACAAGUCAGCGGCCGGCUGGGACCACAUUGAGAAGGUGGAAAAACACGACAGCCAGCGAGACUACUCGAAGGGCUUUGGCGGCAAGUUCGGGGUUCAGUCUGACCGGCAAGACAAGUGUGCAGCCGGCUGGGACCACGUGGAGAAGGUGGAGAAGCACGAGAGCCAGAAAGACUACAGCCAGGGUUUCGGGGGCAAGUUUGGGGUGCAGAAGGACCGCCAGGACAAGACUGCUGCAGGCUGGGACCACAUUGAGAAGGUGGAGAAACAUGAAAGUCAGGUUGACCACUCCAAGGGCUUUGGUGGCAAGUUUGGCGUGCAACAAGACCGCAUGGACUCGUCGGCACAUGUGUUCUCAGAGCCCCAAGGAGGAGUGGGCACCAACUACAAGCCCACCAAACCAGAGAUCAAAGGCUCAGAGAAAGCAUCCAACCUAAGAGCAAGAUUUGAGAACCUGGCGGUGGAGGAGGAGACCAAGAGGAAGCAGCAGCAGGAGGAGGAGAGGAAAAAGCGCUUUGAGGGUGACUCUGCGCUGAUACAGAAGGAGAAGAUAAAGGUGGCGGAGCAGCAGGAGGAGGAGGCAGCCAGGCUCAGGAAGAGGCACGAGGAGGAGGACAGGCAGAGGGAGCUGAAGAGGCAGGAGCAGAUCAGGAGAGCCCGAGAGGAAGCGACCUUGCCCGAGGAGGAUGCCCACUACCUUCAGGAUACUGCUGCUGCCGCUGCCGCACAGAGCACCACCCCCGCCCCUACGGCUGAACAGGCACAGCGGGCGGCGGCGGAAGAGGCAGCGUUCAGGGCAGAGAAGGAGCGUCUGGAGGCCGAGGUGCGAAGACAAGAGCUCCUCCUAAUGGGCGACACUCCCCAGAGCCCAGCAGCCCCCCGUCAGGAGCCUCCCGCUGCUGCUGCUGCUCCUGCUCCUGCUCCUGCUCCUGCUCCUGCUCCUGCUCCUGCUGCUGCCGUUCCUCCCCCUGCACCAGCCACCACAGAUGCACCGCAAGAUGAGUCCAUGGGCAUCACGGCCUUCGCUCUCUUUGACUACCAGGCGGCGGACACAGAUGAGAUCUCCUUCGAUCCUGAUGAUAUCUUGACCAAUAUAGAAAUGAUUGACGAGGGCUGGUGGCGCGGCUGGUGCAACGGCCAGUACGGGCUCUUUCCAGCCAACUAUGUCCAGCUACACAGCCCCACCCAGUGAGGUCAAGCACUCUGGGGGACCCGAGGUCACUCCAGACUCAGAUGACACACAGCCAAGUGAGUUGGACAGCUGGAGCACCACAUGGCUUGGCUGCCGGCUGACAACCUGCAGAGGAAGUGUCGGCCACCACAGGGGCUUGUACUGUUGUUGCAGUUGUUGAGGUACACGUAAAUAUUUAACCUCCUUGUGAUAAAACGAGAAUUUAUUGUUUUAUAAAGCCACAGCUGCCAAAUCUAUAGGGUACUGUAUUUUUAACGGCUCAGUCAUUCGCUGUGUUAAAUGUGAAAGCAGAAUCUUUUAUGAUGACUUUUAAUGCUGCUUUUAUGCUGAUGAUCAUACGUUAGCUGUUAGUUGAAGAUUGCUGUGCAUUGAGGUUACUUGUAGGACAGUCAGCCAGCCUGCCAGGUCUGUGUAGUCCCCAAGCUUGGCGCUGACUACCCGCUGCUCACACUAGACAGGUAUUGGCUGCAUUGUUGAUGUCUUAUAUUAUCCUCCUGAUUUGUAGGAUGAUUUACCACACUUUAUUUGGUGCUCUUAUAUGUUGAUGCAAUUAGAGGGGACGGAAGCACACACUGUGAGUGGACUGUUGCUCUUCCGUCGCCUGUAGCCUGAGUUUGUUAUUUAGCUAUAUAUUUAAUUUUAUACUUCUUUUUAUAUACUUAUUUUUUCAACUUCUUUUGACAUCUUUUAACUGAACUACUACUAUGCGUUUCAUGCGCCAUGAAACACAGUUUUUCGAAUAUGACAUUUUAACAAAGCGUCGGACAAGGAUGGUAUUUUGGAAGACGAUGAUUGAGACCUCGACCUAAUUGGCAAAAAUAGGCUUAGGUGCCAAAUGUGGAUGAUUACGGCACUUGUAAGAGUAACUUUAAGGUAAACUUCACUAAAAUAUACAGGCACGGGUAGCGAGGCUAGGUGCCGUCAUCACGUAUGCACCGCCUCUCCUUCGUGACGUCAAUGUGACGUUUUACGGUGAAGUAGUAGUAAUCACUGACUCAACGGGUUGUUUUCUCUCUCACUCACUCACACACACACACACACACACACACACACACACACACACACACACACACACACACACACACACACACACACACACACACACACACACACACACACACACACA
This is a messenger RNA of Eriocheir sinensis (Chinese mitten crab), 3322 nucleotides long. Its product is annotated as src substrate cortactin-like. Gene Ontology annotation, cellular component: site of polarized growth; cortical actin cytoskeleton; plasma membrane. Gene Ontology annotation, biological process: regulation of actin filament polymerization. The coding region runs from base 184 to 2196 and encodes 670 amino acids. The record is from RefSeq and is a predicted model, not a curated record. The transcript has 17 exons. Lineage: Eukaryota; Metazoa; Arthropoda; Malacostraca; Decapoda; Varunidae. Gene Ontology annotation, molecular function: actin filament binding.